Molecule: messenger RNA, 351 nt
Organism: Camponotus floridanus (Florida carpenter ant)
Lineage: Eukaryota; Metazoa; Arthropoda; Insecta; Hymenoptera; Formicidae
Exons: 1
Coding region: 1-351 (116 amino acids)
Source: RefSeq, a predicted model, not a curated record
AUGCGUCACGGUCUGAAAACCCAAUUUUUUGUCGAAUGUCAAAUGUGUCAUUUCAGAUAUAACUUCUGGAGUGAACCAACAGAUGAUAGAAUAUUGGAUGUCAAUAGAAAUGCCGUAUGCGUUACCAUAUUGACUGGUCAUAAGCAGCUUGAAGAAUUUCUUGCUGCUAUGGAUGUUCCAUGUAUGAGUAGUAAAACGUACAUUAAUUAUCAUAAUGAAAUGUCGGAAGCCUUCGCCGCCGCGGAAGAAGAAAUGCGUGUGGCGGGCGAAGAGGAAAGACGUUUAGCAAUUGAAAAAGCAGAUGUCAUAGAUGGAAUUCCGCAUAUAUCCGUAAUAACAGAUGGCUCAUAG